Messenger RNA from Racocetra persica, 360 nucleotides. NCBI's taxonomy places the organism in Eukaryota, Fungi, Glomeromycota, Glomeromycetes, Diversisporales, Gigasporaceae. The record is from the annotation of a GenBank genome assembly.
AUGCAAAAACCAUUUCGUGAACAUGAAGGAGAAUUGUUUCAGGAAGAAACCGCAACUGAACCCAUUAAUAUCAAUAAUGAUAUUAGCAAUAGUGUAACAAAUAAUAAUCAUGAACAAAUGGAUGACAUUGAAGCAAACGAUGAAAAAUAUCUUUGCCGCUUUUUCCAACGUGGCAUUUGUCGUUAUAGUGAAGGCUCACCACUCCUUGCCGCUUUUUUGUUAAAGGCUAUUGUCGCUAUGGUGAAGAUUGUAAAUUUGCACAUUAAGGUGAAAAAAGAUUUCAUCAAAGCAAUCGCAUUAUUGUCGAUGCGUCCUCUUAAUGUUAACCCAUCUUCAAAUUUGAUGGUUACAGAAUUGUAG